Messenger RNA from Rubroshorea leprosula, 3525 nucleotides. NCBI's taxonomy places the organism in Eukaryota, Viridiplantae, Streptophyta, Magnoliopsida, Malvales, Dipterocarpaceae. The record is from the annotation of a GenBank genome assembly.
ACGUGUCACGAUUCUGAUUUUCUCUCUCAGAAUUCAAUUGUGUCUGCAACAUUUUCUCUGGGUCUAAACUAGCACAAUGUUGCCUGAUUUUGUCACCACCCUCUUCAUCGCUCCGAUUGUAGAGGAGGCACUUUCCAGAGUUACUUCGAUUGCUGGUAGACGAUUCACGGAGGCAACAAGGGAUUUGAAGAAGGAUAUGGAGGGGCUGAGAGAUUCACUCACCAUGGUUCAAUCUGUGCUUCAAGCUGCCGAGAAAGUACAAGAAAGGGAUGUUAACAUAAAGAACUGGCUGCAGAACGUGGAAUCUGAAGUUUAUGAUGUGGUCAAGCUACUGGAUGAGUAUGAUUAUGAAGUUCAUGAGCGGAAAGUAGGGAACCAAAGUAAAAUCUUCAUAAAACAGGUUCUUACUUUCGUUUCUCCCUCCAAAUCUAUGCUUGGCAAAAUUAAGAAGAAGAAAGAGUCUUUAGAUAGCAUUAUAAGAGAAACUAAUGUGAUUAGCAUGCUGAUGUCUCUCGGAAGAGACCAAAAUGGGGCAACUCCUAUUGAGACAAUCCCCUACUCCGAUAAUGCUGAAGUUUUGGGGAGGGACCGUGCUGUCUCAAAAAUUUUCAGCUUGCUGCGGGCUGCCUCUAGGAGUGAACAUCGCCUCUCUGGCCUUUCCAUAGAUGGAAUGCCAGGUGUUGGAAAAACAGAAUUAGCAAGAUCAAUAUAUCAGAAGGUGCAGGAAGAAAAUUUAUAUGAUCUGGUGGCCUGGAUAUGUUUAUCUGAGGAGUUUGAUGAACAAAAGAUUUUAAUGGUUAUGUUGGAAUAUCUUGAUUGCAAUGCUGGUUCAAAGCAAUCUAUUGCUGCAAUAAGUAAAUGGCUUAAAGAAAAGUUAGAAAAUAAAAAGUUUCUUCUCAUUCUUGAUGAUGUAUGGAAUGAAGAUCCUGGUAGCUGGAAGCAUUUCUUCUCUACUCUGUUGCUUAUUCUGAACACUACUGGGAACUCCAUUGUUGUAACAACUGGUAACAAACAGGUAUUAGCUUCUGCCUCUGAAAUGAGCACAAUUCCUAUGCAUAAGCAUGAACUGCAAAAGCUAUCAAAUGAUGAAUGUUGGUUGAUAAUGGAGAAGAAGAUUCUGGGAUCAUCCAAUAUAACUUCAAUGUCUUCCGAUUUGUUAGACAUUGGGAAAGCUAUUGCAGAACAGUGUGGGGGCUUGCCAUUAGUUGCAGCUGUCAUUGGUGAAAAAUUGAGCCAUAAUAUUGAGGCGAAGGAGUGGGUGGCUAUCAGAGAUAAUACAGAAUGGCAUUCAUCACAUAGAAGGGAGAUUCUAUCUAAACUAAAGAAAAGCUUUGAUCGUUUACCUUCACCUUUGAAAAAAUGCUUUUCUUACUGCUCAAUUUUUCCAAAAGGUUCUAAAAUCAGAGGAGAUGAUUUAGUUCAACUCUGGAUGGCUAGAGGAUUUCUUCACCAAUCUGAUGACAGCAAAUCAGAAAAAGAAGAGGAUGUUGGCAUCAAGUACCUCAAUGCUUUGGUAUCCAAUUAUUUUUUUCAAGAUGUGGAAAUGGAUGACUUUGGACGCAUCAAGUCCUGCAAGAUGCAUGAUGAGAUCCAUAAUCUUGCAUUGUUUAUUUCAAAAUAUGAAACAUGUAUUUGGCCGGAUACCCGCCCCAUUAAGUCUUUGUUCUUGGAGGUUGAUGUUUUCGGCACCAAGGCUUUGAACCCUGAAAGUUUGCAAUCUUUAAAACUAGAAGUAGCAGCUGUUGGAAGAAAAGAGUUGCAAGAAUCUCUUGGUAAAUUGAAGUAUUAUAUGAAAUACCUUGACAUAUCAGAAAAUCAAAUUCAGGGACUACCAGAAUCUAUCUCCAAGCUCUACAAUUUGCAGACUUUAAGAUUUAUGAGCUGUAGAUCAUUGGUGAAGCCUCCAAGUGAUAUUGAGAAGCUAGUCAGCUUGAGGCAUAUUUAUUUUAAUGAAGAAAGCCAUAUGCCCAGUGGGAUUGGGAGAUUAACUUCUCUUCAGACUUUACAGCUAUUUGUUGUCGGCACAAAAGAUGGUAAAAAAAUUAAAGAACUUGCAUCUUUGAACCAACUCAGAGGAAAACUGAAAAUUUGCAACCUUGAGAAAGUAUCCCAAUCAGAAGCUAGAGAAGCAAAACUAGAAGAUAAGGGAGAAUUGAUCAAGUUGCAAUUUGUAUGGAGUAGAGAUAGAGCUGACUAUAACAAUGAUAUGGGUGUUCUAGAAGGUCUUCAGCCUAACUCAAACUUGAAAAGCUUAACUAUUGAGAAUUAUAAGGGAAGCAACUUCCCCUCAUGGAUUGUGAAGGAUGCCAGUGGUUCCGGUGAUUCAUUUCGACUCAACAGUCUUUUGAAGAUGAAAUUAAUUGCUUGUGAUGAAUGUGGUGAUAUUUCAUGCCUUGGACUCUUACCUAUGCUUCAGGUUCUCAAUAUAAAGGCAAUGUCAAAAGUGAAAAAUAUAGUGAGCACUCAUGGUAGAAGCACUGUGGCAAGCAGUAGCCAAGGUGGAGGAGAAUCAAUCAAACUAUUUCCAGUUUUGAGAAAAUUCAAAUUGACUAACAUGAAAAGGCUGGAGGGAUGGACAGAAGUGCAAAGCAAGCUUGUGUUUCAUCACCUUGAGGAGUUGCAUAUUCAGGAUUGCCCAGAUCUCAAGUUUUAUCAUGACAGAAGCAACAUGGCAAGCAACAGCCAAGGCGGUGAAGAAUCAGUCACACUAUUUCCAGCUUUGAGGAAACUCACAUUAUGUGAAAUGAAAACACUGGAGGAAUGGACUGAAACGCAAUGCAUGGCUGUGUUUCCUUGCCUUGUGGAAUUGCAUAUUCAGAAUUGCCCGGAGCUCCAAACAUGGCAGAUAGAUGGGUCUAUUUCUCAUAAGCUCUCUAGGCUGAGCAUACAAUCAUGUGAGAAUCUGCAGGUUAUCCCGGAUGGGCUGUUGAACUUAAAAUCUCUUGACAUAAACCAUUGUCCAAAUUUAAUGGCAUAUGCUCAAGAAGGCAGCCCCGAAUGGUCCACCAUUCGCCACAUUGGUAGCAUCAGAAUUAAUGGGCAGGCAGUUUGAUCCUAAGAAUUUUCAUUUUUUGAGAAGGUGAAAAUCAUUACUAUGAAGGAGUUGUGAUCUUAGCUGCCGCUCAGAGUUCAUCAAAGCUACAAUUCCAUAGGUUCUGCCUCUAGUGUGCCUUUCCCAGAGAAAGGUUGAUGAGGGAGAUAUUGAUAGAGGAUUGCAUAAUCUAUGCAGUGCAAAGUUGAUUUUAUGGAGAGAGGUAAUUAAUCUGUUUCCAUGACAAAUUGGGUAGUGAAGUUGUUGUUCCAGGUAUCUUUUGCUGUAUUCUUGAUGAUGAUGAUGAUUAUUCUCACAUCCACUUUUGGCCAGAUCCUUUACUACAAGUACAAGCUCCAAUUAGUCAGAAAUUCCCAAGAUUCUGUCCAGUGUUUUCUGGUAAAUCUCUCCAUGUUAGAGACUUUCUGAGUCUGCUCCAGAAUCCAUAUUCUACCAUGAUUGUUUUCCAAUGGGAACAGGAUGAUUAAUUGAAG